AUGUCGCAUUCUACAGCUUCAUCUUCAACUGAAACAAUCCCACAAAUUGUUUCUCCAAUAACAGCACAUCAGUUAAACAAUGCUAUACCACAAAAACUCAAAUUUAAUAAGAUAAGAACAUGUUUAGAAUUAAAAUUAGUUGAACCCGUAAUCUUCUUUCGUGGUAAACCUGAAGAAGCUGUUGGAUGUGUUUUAAGAGGCGAUUUAAUUUUAAAUUUAGCAAAAGAUACAAAUAUAAGAAAAUUAGAGAUGAAAUUCGUUGGUAAAACAAAAACUCAUUGGCGUGAAGAUAAAAAAUCCAUUUCUGAAGAAAGGGAAAUCAUCUCUCAUACUUGGGAAUUUAUUAACUCUUCAAAAAAAUCAAAUCAUAAUAAUACGAUAAAUCCGUUUCGAAUUAAAUCACUUACGAAUAAAUUUUCAAAUUCUUCAUUAAAUUCAUCAUCUACUUAUAAUUCAUCAUCUUCAUAUAAAACAUCUUUAUCUUCUGGUUCUCAUACUUAUCCAUUUGAAUUGUUUUUACCUGGUUCUUUACCUGAGUCUGCUAAAACAGAAUUAGGUACUGUCACAUAUUAUUUAAAAGCUAAAGCUUAUAGAUCAAGAUUAUCCCCUAAAAUACGUUUAUCACAAGAAGUAGAAAUUUUACGUACUCUUCCUGAUCAUAUAAAUUCUCAAGGAAUUGGUUUUUCAAGAGAAUUUGAUAAUUUAUUAUCUUAUGAAAUUAAUAUUCCAAAGAAAGCUUAUCCUUUGGGUCAAAAAAUUCCUAUAGAUAUGAAAAUUUCUCCUUAUAUUAAAAAAUUAAAAGUAACUGGUGUGAGGAUACAAGUAAUUGAAAAGACAACUUAUACUUCAUGUGGUCAAAAGGUUACAGAUUCUCGUGAAGUUGCAAGACAAAAUUUAGAAACAUUUGGUAAAAGUAGAUUGAUGGAUGAUGAGGAAGAUGGUGAUAUUGGAAAUGUUUUUUAUCAACAAGCAAUGGAUUUAACUUUACCAAAAUGUCUUCGACCUGUUCAUUAUUCUUGUACUACUCCUUUGAUAAGUGUUGCUCAUGAUUUAAAAUUUAGUUUUUUAAUAUCUUUACCACGUGAUCCUAACGUUCAAAAUUCAAUAAAACAUGCGGAAUUAAAGAUAAGUGUACCUAUAACUAUAUUAUCUUGUAAAGCUAUAGAAGAUUAUGUUACUUUACCAAGUUAUGAAGAUGAUAGUUUUUAUUGUCCUUGUCAUCCAGAAUAUUUAAGAAUGGCAAGAUUGGUUCUAGGAGAGAGUGAUGGAAAUAGGUUAGAAACUUGUUAUAAUGGAGGUUAUAAUCAUCAUAAAUUAAACGUACAAAGAUAUAAUUAUAAUAGGGCACCUCCAAGUUAUGAGGACUCAGUUGUCGAAAUAUAG
Rhizophagus irregularis DAOM 181602=DAOM 197198 is the source of this 1383-nucleotide messenger RNA. RefSeq lists its product as uncharacterized. Gene Ontology annotation, biological process: ubiquitin-dependent endocytosis. Gene Ontology annotation, molecular function: ubiquitin protein ligase binding; protein-macromolecule adaptor activity. The record is from RefSeq and is a predicted model, not a curated record. Gene Ontology annotation, cellular component: cytosol; cytoplasm; plasma membrane. NCBI's taxonomy places the organism in Eukaryota, Fungi, Glomeromycota, Glomeromycetes, Glomerales, Glomeraceae.